This is a messenger RNA of Podospora anserina S mat+, 660 nucleotides long. RefSeq lists its product as uncharacterized. Lineage: Eukaryota; Fungi; Ascomycota; Sordariomycetes; Sordariales; Podosporaceae. The transcript is spliced from 2 exons. Bases 1 to 660 code for a protein of 219 amino acids. The record is from RefSeq and is a predicted model, not a curated record.
AUGUCGUCAAGAAUCGCUCCCACCUUUUCCAAAUUCACCCGCUCCCUCAGCACAUCCUCCCCCGUCGCCCGCCCAAGUCACCUCCUCUCCGCCACCAGUGCUGCCACCAAGUCAGUAAGGAAACCGUCCCCUUCCGUCCUGGAGGAAGACGCAGAGUCAACCCGCGCCCACUCAACCUCCACCUCCCCGUCCCGGCCCACCCUCACCACCCUCCAAACCAGCCAACCUCACCCCUUCCGCUUCAUGCAAACCUUCCACCACUCGGCCCCCCGCCCCGCCACGGCGCACCACACUGUCGACUCGCUCGUCCUCCCAGACCUCUUCGCCAUGGACCCCAACUUUGACCCCUACAGCAACAUCCGCGUCCCGCUCCUCCCGGAUAACAUCUCUGGCCCCCCUUCCGGUCUGUUCGCCCCUGAGGUGUCGGAUUUUGUGCCUGAACAAGCCGCAAAGGAGGUCAAGAUUGUGGCUGCCAACCCCGACAGUGUCGCGCUGCCAGAGGGCGGGUUUGUGGACGGUGUGGAGCUGAGGUUUGUGUAUCAAAUGCAGCCCGAGCAGAGCGGGCAGCAGGAGUAUGAUGAGAUGGGGAGUGGGAUGAUUAAGGAUUUGUGGAGGGGGUUGGUGGACGAUGUUAUGGGUUCUAAAAAAUCCACUGCUUAA